AUGAAUUCAGCAUUAUUUGUAGAUAAUGAAAUUUAUUUUAAUGAAAACGAUGAACCCUGUUUAAAGUGUGGAGACCUUUAUUCACAUGUAGAGUACAAUGAGGAAGGUAAUAGAUUUAACCGGUACGAUGAGUGCGUCGCUCUUAAGUGUUUGCAUGAUUCAGAAGAUAUCAAUGAUGAUUUUUUAAAUGAGAUUAGAUAUUAUCCAAUCGAACUUCAUGAUAAUGGAGUACUUCGAUGUUUUGGUAUCUCACAAAAUCCACAAUCUAAAGAAUAUAUUAUGGUUCUUGAAUUGAUGAUAGGAAAUCUGUGUGAUUGGUUAAAUUCCGAUAAAAACAAGCAUAAUUGGAAGGAAAUAAAGGAUGAAAUUAUAGAUCAAUUAAAAGUUUAUGAUGAUUAUUUAUCAAAACAAACUACUGAUAAACAAAAACUACAUCUGAGGAGCAAUUCACAAGCUAUAUAUACUAGCAGAAUCCUUGAUUUUACUAAACCUAUUAGCCUUAUGUCUUUAGAUGAUUUAGAUGAUCUAAAAAUUUAA
This is a messenger RNA of Funneliformis mosseae, 537 nucleotides long. The record is from the annotation of a GenBank genome assembly. Lineage: Eukaryota; Fungi; Glomeromycota; Glomeromycetes; Glomerales; Glomeraceae.